This is a messenger RNA of Sporothrix brasiliensis 5110, 1290 nucleotides long. RefSeq lists its product as uncharacterized. The record is from RefSeq and is a predicted model, not a curated record. Bases 1 to 1290 code for a protein of 429 amino acids. NCBI's taxonomy places the organism in Eukaryota, Fungi, Ascomycota, Sordariomycetes, Ophiostomatales, Ophiostomataceae. The transcript has a single exon.
AUGGCGCCUUUGGUUCCGAUCGCCCAGGAAACCGUCUACCUCGUGGCGGCGCCGACAUUUCACAACCACGGCGACAGCCUUUCGAACCACGCGAACUACACGGUCCGCCAGCUUGCCUGCGAUAUUGACACCGGGGCCAUCAUGUCCCUCCUCCAGCUCGUCGCAUAUGGCUGCCUCACCCAGACGCAGGACGACGAGGAGCCGUCCUCCACACAGCACCAAGCGAGCCAGACCCUGUCUCCGGAGAUGCACCGGCCAACACAGACGUGGUUCUGGAGCGUGAUCCAAUUCGAGUUUGUCCUGCUGAUGCUCUCGUCCAAGCAGGCACCCGACGCCUUUUUGGCCAUGCUCGCGCUUUUGCGGACGUCGGCUCUGCCAGAGUCCAUUGGCCCCAUCACCAACGACCCUGCUCGCGAUGCCGGUGUUGUUGCGGCCAUUGUCAUUGACCGCAUCAGCCAUCACAUUGAGGAGCCGCCGAAAUGGGCGGCCAAUUCCAAGUAUACGGAGUGGGAUGUGCGACUGGCGGCGCUCGGCGUGCUGGACUGCUUUGCACAAAGCCCCUUUGGUCGCCUGAGCCUAGCUGCUGGCGAAUGCACUUUGCCACGUAUUGUUGGCGCCCUCGUCCCUGCAUACGGCGAGCUGCGGGACAGAGACCUGCUCGACGAGCCGCUUCACCCAUCCGAUGACCUGCUUUCUCUGUCGGAAUCGCAAAUACGUGCCUACGGCAUCGGCGGCUUUGACUUGGGACAGACGUUGGGUCUAAAGAAACACAGUACAGCCCUGGCCUCGACAAAGGUAGUUGGCAACGUUUCGAGCGAGACCCUUGGAGCUAAAAGCAUGUUGUCACGAACGCCAGAUGGCCGCGAUCUGGGCCGCAGCGUCACACCGCUGAUCCUUCUAUACGUCUCAUCGGCCGUCUAUCUGCUACACAGUAUCCUCACCGACCCGUACACUGCACACGUUGCCAACAUGCCGGCCAAGCUCGCAGACACACGCGGCGGCUUGCAAGGGUCUUACCUUCUUACCAUGGCCCGGCUGGGCUUUCGCAUCGACCCGGCGUUUUCAACGGGCCUCCACGAGGAGACCUACAAGCUCGCAAUGGAGCUCUUCAAACUGGCUGCCACGCCUCUGGAAGAGCGUGAGUAUGGGGAAUGGGCCAAGAAGAGCCAAAGUCUCAGCAGCGCUGCGGCGCGCUCACAAACGCAGCAACAGGAACACAAUGACCCGUUCUGUGACGACAUUGUCGGUGACCUGACGGUCAUCAAGAUUGAAAAGGGCGCGGUGCCUUAG